AUGAACCUCCUCCUCGCCACCCUCCCCCUACUUCUCCCUCUCACCCUCGCCCACCCAACCAACCCCCUAACCGCCGCCCUGGACGUCGCCCACGACGCCACCCAAUCCGCCGCGAAUAUCAUCAACUCCACCCCCAACAUCAUCUCCUCUGCUGCGCCCUACAACCUCGUCUCCGACCUCUGCACCCCAACAGGCGCAAACUACUGCAACCUGGGAAUCGCCACAUAUGCACCCAACGGCCGGGUCCAGCUGCGCGAGACUUACGUCUACGAUCGCUCCUGCAGGGGACUUGGAGCCCUCCCGCAGAGCAUGGAUACGGGCCAUUGGUCUUUGCAUUCGCUGCUGCCGUGGACGGUGGAAGUCGAUGUUAAGGGCGGUGGGAUUAAGCCGGAGGGCGACGCUUGGUAUGCCGGACGGAAAACGGAUCUGGGGAAGAAGAUGGCAUAUUACUGGGAGUUGGCAGGGAUAGGGGAGGAGAGUGAUGAGGGUGUCUUUCGGGUUAUAUUGUCUUUGUCUUAUUGGGGGGAUUUGAUGGUCUUGGGUUUAUGGGACUGGGUAUGGAUUUGA
This is a messenger RNA of Aspergillus niger, 567 nucleotides long. RefSeq lists its product as hypothetical. The record is from RefSeq and is a predicted model, not a curated record. The transcript is spliced from 2 exons. Lineage: Eukaryota; Fungi; Ascomycota; Eurotiomycetes; Eurotiales; Aspergillaceae. Bases 1 to 567 code for a protein of 188 amino acids.